UUGGAAUACCUUCUCUGGUCAGAUAUUUCUUCCUUCAACGCUGUCUCUUUCUCUGCGUACUCCGAUUUUCUUUCUCGGCAGUAAAGAUUCAACUCUACUGCUGUAUACGUACAUAAAUACGUAUACGUAUACGGGCUUAUACGUUUCUGUAGUACUGAAUUGAUCUGUCAUCUGACUUUUCUUCUUUGAACAUUUCUCUUCCAUGGUUUUUGUGUAACCGAAAAACCCAUCUGAAGAACUAUUAAGAUAUUCUUCUCCUGCAAGAAACCUUCAUUUUCUGGUAGAAUUUGGGAGCCCUUUUGUUGUUUUGGGGUGUUUUUCUAUGGAGACAUCAAGUGCUGAUGCUACGAAUUCGGAGACCUCUUCAUCUUCGUCGCCAAGCAAUGGAGGAGCGAGCUCGAGGACCCUCCAGUUGGCUUCUCUUCGGUUCUUACAGUCUCCUGUCUCGUCGUUGCUGGAGUAUGCAGGUAUAUUAAGGGUCAGGCCCGAUUACCCGUAUUCUGAAGCCCAUCCUCUCGUACCCGAGAAUAUGAACGCCGGUGGUCGUGUACGAAACCCUAGCAGUUCGGAGUCAGUUGACAGAAGUGACGGUGUUGAUGGGAGUGGCGGUAGUGAUAAUGGCACCGGGAGUGGGAAUAGUAUUCGGGAGGUUUCGAUUCGGAUAGUUGGGGAGCAGGCCAGAGCUGGGGGUGUGAAUAAUGGCGACAUUGAUGGGGGAUUGGGUGCGGAGGAGUCUAGGGCAGACGCUGAUAAUGAUAAUGGGGAUGUGAGGGGUGGUAGCGGUGGCAAUAAUAAUAGGGAAGCGUCGCCGUAUCAGAGAUAUGAUAUACAGCAAGUGGCGAGGUGGAUUGAGCAGAUUCUUCCGUUUUCGUUGCUUUUGUUGGUGGUUUUUGUCCGGCAACACUUGCAAGGAUUUGUUGUUGCCAUUUAUAUCACUGCCAUCUUGUUCAAGUCUAAUGACAUUCUUCGGAAGCAAACAGCUCUAAAGGGAGAAAGGAAGAUUUUUGUCCUUGUUGGUUAUUCUGUUCUGUUCAUGCUUCACGUAUUUGUAAUCUACUGGUGGCAUCGUGAGGAUCGCUUUUUCUAUUCAUUACUCAUGAUUCCCCCGAAGGCAGUCCCACCCUUCUGGCAUGCAAUAUUUAUCAUCCUGGUAAACGAUACAAUGGUUCGGCAGGCAGCAAUGAUCUUGAAGUUGGUUGUUCUGAUGUAUUAUAAGAAUGGUAGAGGACACAAUUUUCGAAGACAGGGCCAGAUGUUGACUCUUGUUGAGUACACGCUGCUGCUGUACCGUUCAUUGUUACCAGCCCCAGUAUGGUAUAGAUUCUUCUUGAAUAAAGAAUAUGGGAGCCUCUUUUCAUCUCUGACAACAGGCUUGUAUUUAACUUUCAAGCUUACAUCAAUUGUUGAGAAGGUCCAAUCCUUCUUUGCUGCUGUGAAGGGGUUAUCUAGAAAGGAAAUUCAUUAUGGGUCUCAUGCAACAACAGAACAGGUAAAUGCGGCGGGGGAUCUAUGUGCUAUAUGCCAGGAGAAGAUGCAUGCACCAAUAUUGUUGCGCUGCAAACAUAUAUUCUGUGAAGACUGUGUCUCAGAAUGGUUCGAGCGGGAGAGAACUUGUCCUUUGUGCAGGGCGCUGGUUCGACCUCCUGAUCUUCGAUCAUAUGGGGAUGGCUCAACCACUCUUUUCUUCCAGAUGUUCUAGCCUUCAGACAGACAACCUCCUCAAACUGCUAAGCAGAAAGAGAGUGCGCAUGUUCUGAAACUAUCUUGGGUACGUCGAAGAAACUGUACAAGUCUCUUGACUUAGCCGU
This is a messenger RNA of Sesamum indicum (sesame), 1808 nucleotides long. RefSeq lists its product as uncharacterized. Lineage: Eukaryota; Viridiplantae; Streptophyta; Magnoliopsida; Lamiales; Pedaliaceae. Gene Ontology annotation, biological process: positive regulation of ERAD pathway. The record is from RefSeq and is a predicted model, not a curated record. Gene Ontology annotation, molecular function: ubiquitin protein ligase activity.